Molecule: messenger RNA, 741 nt
Organism: Chrysochloris asiatica (Cape golden mole)
Lineage: Eukaryota; Metazoa; Chordata; Mammalia; Afrosoricida; Chrysochloridae
Gene: SURF2
Product: surfeit 2
Exons: 6
Coding region: 1-741 (246 amino acids)
Source: RefSeq, a predicted model, not a curated record
AUGGACGAGCUCCCAGCCGAAGUGCGGGACUACCUGCGCCAGCACCCGACCCUGCGGCUCCAGCCCGGCGGCGCCAGGGUGACAUGCUCCCUGACCGGCCACGAGCUGCCCUGCCGCCUGCCGGCGCUCCAGCUCUACACCCGCGGCCGCAAGUACCAGCGGCUGGUGAGCGCAGCGCCCGCCUUCGACUACGCCGAGUUCGAGCCGCACAUCGUGCCCAGCACCAAGAACCCGCACCAGCUCUUCUGCAAACUCACUCUCCGACACAUCAACAAGUGUCCGGAGCACGUCCUCAGGCAUACCCGGGGCCGCCGCUUCCAGAAGGCGCUGCGCCAGUACAAGGAAUGCCAGGAGCAGGGAGUGGAGUACGUCCCGGCCUGCUUGUUACAUAGGAGGCGGCAGCAGCAGGAGGAUCACACCAACGGGGGGCAGCCUGGCGGGAGAGGAGGUUUCUGGGAGCCUGAAUCCAGUGAUGGAGGUUCCCAAAGUGACGACAGCAUGACAGACCUGUACCCACCUGAGCUGUUCCCCAGAAACGACCUGGGAGGGACCGACGACUGUCUGAUGGACACUGAGGAUGACAGGAAUACACCAGGCUCUGGGAGCAGAGGGCAGGCGACAGAAGCCAGCCAGACGGUGGCCCAGAAGCGCAGGAAGACACAGCUAGGCUCCCUGAGGAAGAAGGUGAAAGGCGGCCACUUGGGACCAAGGAGCUUCCAUUCCAAGAAGCAUUUGAGCUAG